CUUGGUUAUCAUUCUAGAUAAGCAAUCGGACAGUUACUAUUAACAUGACCAUGAGGACUUUUAUUGAACUCUUAGGUGUAGUGAUUCAGUUUGCUGCAAUAUCAUCCCAGCAGCUGUGUGACAAUAUUGAUGAUCAAGUUUGUCAGGGUUUUGCUGCCAAUGUAAACAUCUGCAAUGAUCCAUGCUUAUCAAAGCUCUGUCCAAGAACAUGCAAUCUGUGUCCCCUCAAAUGUUUUCAUUGUGAUGGAGUGUCCUCGCCCACAAUGUGCAACACAACAAUGAUUUGUACAGACAAAUCUUAUUCCUGCAUCGUAACUGAGUCUUUAGGAGAUGAUUUUUCCAUCAAUUACAGACAAGGCUGCGCCAGCUCAGAUGUCUGUACACGAUUGUUUGGAUCUGGAACACCGACACUCAUUGGACGUAGGUCAAACCUUGAGGGAGAAUGUUGUGAUAACGACCUUUGUAACAGGAAUCGUCCCGUAGGUAAAAGGCAGGUGGACUUCUUCGAUACGACAACCACAAUGCGUCCAAGAACGACAACUCCUACUUUUGGAACAACCACGCCACCUAUGAUGACAACAAUGCGUCCACGUACGACAACUCCUACAUUUGCAACACAAACAACAACUCCCCCGAUGAUGACGACAUCACAACAACCUAACCUCUCAUCCAAGUGUGAUGAUAUUGAUCAUGCAUCUUGCCAGCGUCUCGCCAUGAUCAAACGAGACAUGUGUACCGAUGACUGUAUGGUUCAAGCCUGUCCUAGAACCUGUGGAAAAUGCGCUGAAUGUUACUCAUGUCAGCAUGUCUCAAAUCCUGCUAACUGCACAAACCAUGCUGUCUGUGAACCAGGGGAGAAAUGCUACGUCCUGAAAACAUUGAGCUUUAGUGGUGAGCAAGGAUAUAAAAUGGGAUGCAUGCUUGACAGUGUAUGCAAGCAGUUUAACACUCAAGCUGGUAAUGUGUUUGGUAAAAGAAAUGAUCCUGUUGAGCUUUCCGUGGAUGGUGACUGUUGCACGGGGGAUCUUUGUAACCACGUGGCAUUAACACAUGGAUCAACAUACACCACCAAAGCACCCCCCACGGGAGUUGGCUGCCGAUACACAGCCGCCAAUCAUCAUUGUCCUACAAAUUUUCACCUGGUUGAUGGGAAAUGUAUGAUGGUUGGACCUGGUCAAGUGUCCUAUGCUAAAGCAGAGGCCUACUGCCAUAAUCAUUGUUCCAUGUUAAUGGAAAAUUUCUCAGGAAAGGAAGCACAUGCUGUAUCAUAUUUCCUUCAAACUCAAUUACGAGGUCGUUCAAAUUAUGUAUACAUUGGAGCUCAGGAUGCUGAUCACGAUGGAGAUUAUACCUGGAACGUUGCCGGGACUGUCGUAGCUCACUCCUCAUCCCCUGUGAGUGGACACUACUGCCUGACCUACUCCGCAUUAACAAGAGGAGUACAUCCGGUCUCGUGCACGUCACUUCAUUACUUCCUGUGUCAAGCUCCAAUGAAAUAAAAUGGGAAUAAAGUUUUAUAUAUACU
Messenger RNA from Saccostrea cuccullata (small rock oyster), 1525 nucleotides. RefSeq lists its product as uncharacterized. The record is from RefSeq and is a predicted model, not a curated record. The transcript is spliced from 12 exons. NCBI's taxonomy places the organism in Eukaryota, Metazoa, Mollusca, Bivalvia, Ostreida, Ostreidae. The coding region runs from base 45 to 1499 and encodes 484 amino acids.